Messenger RNA from Schistosoma rodhaini, 543 nucleotides. NCBI's taxonomy places the organism in Eukaryota, Metazoa, Platyhelminthes, Trematoda, Strigeidida, Schistosomatidae. The record is from the annotation of a GenBank genome assembly.
AUGGAAAAUGUAAGUAUGGAUAAUAAAUUAAAAAUGAUUAAUACAAAUAAUAUUCAUAAUAACAUGACAACUUCAAUACAACAAGUAAUGGAAACAACAGAAAAUAAUAAUAUAAUAAGUACUAAUGCCUUAUGGACUGAAAAAGAACAAAGGGUUACAGUUAUUAUAGUCGUAGCGUUAGUAACAAUUAUCACAAUUUGUGUAAUUUUAAUUAUUCUACGAACAUUGAGAAAGAAAUCAAAUAAAAAAUCCAGUGGAAUUCCGAUUAAGAACCAAAAGAAAACAUCUCAAUCCAAUAAAAUUAACAAAGUAGAAGAGAGAGAAAAUUAUUCGUGUAUACUCAAUGAUAACUUCAGCGAACCUAAGUGGAUUAUGCAGCAACAAUCAACAGUAGGCCGUACAUCUGAUAGGAUUAGGAAAGUCCCGACAAGAAACCCCGAAAAUAAGAAAUGGUACGACUCAGCAGCAAUUCCUUUCAUGGAUGACGUCCAUUCAUCGAUGGACAACCUGCACACAGAUCAACGUAAGAAUCAACAAAUAUGA